UGCGUCGUGCGGGGCUCCCGGCCGGAAGCGGGUGCUGGUGGCUGGAGUGCGACGGGAGAUGGCGGUGAACCUGAGCAGGAAUGGACCGGCGCUGCAGGCCGCCUACCGCGAUGUGCUCAACGACAAGACGGCUACCGACUGGGCCCUAUUUACCUAUGAGGGGAACAGCAAUGAUUUGCGAGUGGCUGGAACUGGAGAUGGGGGCCUUGAGGAACUGGUGGAAGAGCUGAACAGUGGGAAGGUGAUGUACGCUUUCUGCAGAGUGAAAGACCCCAAUUCAGGGCUGCCGAAGUGUGUCCUGAUAAACUGGACAGGUGAAGGAGUGAAGGAUGCUCGGAAAGGGCUGUGUGCCAAUCAUGUCAGCACCAUAGCCAGCUUUCUAAAGGGAGCUCAUGUUACCAUCAAUGCUCGUGAUGACCAGGAUGUUGAGCCAGAGGUAAUCAUCGAGAAGGUCGCCAAGGCCUCUGGUGCCAAUUACAGCUUCCAUAAGGAGAGCUCCCGUUUCCAAGAUACAAACCCCCAAGGACCUGUGGGGUCAGUUUAUAAGAAGACAAAUGCAAUGUCAGAAAUCCGAAGUGUGGACAAGGAGAGCUUCUGGGCACAGACGGAGAAAGAUGAGGAACGGCGACGGGAAGAAGAUAAAAGGCGGAAGGCGCUGGAACAGGAAGGCUUGGAAAAGGAGCGCAAGGAGAGGGAGCGGCGAGAAUCUGAGCUGAGGGAGAAGCAGUUCAGAGAGAAGUCUAGUCAGAUUGACCAGCAGAAGCAGUUCCAGAAGAAGCAAGAGUCCGAAAGCCGCGAAAAUGAGAAGCAGCGCUGGAAAGAGCAGGAGCAAGAAUAUCAGGAGGAGAUGCGCAAAGGGUUCAGGAGAAGCCAGUCCAUUGAAAAGGCAUCGGAGGCGGCUUCCAUCAUUUCCCAAAGAUCAGUGAAUCCGAAGGAGCUGUUCAAGGAGCGGGAGCGUGGCAAUUUGGCUGAUCCAUCUUCCUUCAAUGUGAGCACACAGCCAGGCAAGUUGAAGAGCCCUUUCCUGCAGACACGGAGCAGCCAGCCAGAAACCCCUCCCUCGCCGGUCCGCUCCGUGGCCCAGCCGGCACCCCCAGAGAGCCCUCCGAGGGUUGAGGAAAGGGUGGAAGCAGAGCCUGAGCCCAAGCCGGAGGAGCAGUGGACUGACCAGAACGAAGAGAAGGGUGAGAGUAAAGAAGGUUACAGCUGGCAGUUCCACCAUUCGGAGACGUUAGAGCAUGAGGAUAUCUACCGGGAUCCUGAGGAACGCACGGAGGAGCCUGUCAGUGCAGUGACUGAAGAUCAGGGUGUGUACGAAGCUGUGGAGACCCAGAUGCAGGGUCUGUGUGCCAGGGCACUGUAUGACUAUCAGGCUGCUGACGAUACAGAGAUUUCCUUCGACCCUGACGACAUCAUCACCAACAUUGAGCAGAUCGACGAGGGCUGGUGGCGAGGUUACGCGGCCGAUGGCUCCUACGGCAUGUUUCCAGCCAACUACGUGGAGCUGCUGAACUGUUAGUGCGCCCUGGGGCUGGGCUGCGCUCGAGGCUCGCGGCCCGAGGCCAGCCAGUCUCCGUCCUCUGACCACAAGCCAAAGCUGCCCAGUGCCUCCUGCUUUCCUUCUCAUUCUGUGCUGGGCUGGGGCUGUCCUUUGGGGGAGGGGGGCUGUUUCCACCUCUUGGUGCCUUAACUGCAAGAGGGUUGGGGGCCAUUGUCACUGACCUCACUCACCUGAGGCAGAAAACUGCAGCCCCUCAUCACUCCACUAAUCUGUGCUUCUCCUCUCCCCUCCCCUCCCCAGCUCACCCUCUGCAUGUUACUAGACCUGAACUCUCCCGGUGUUAGUGCCUUCUGACGAUGUGUACUCUCCCUCCCUGCUCCCCAGGCCCAUGUAAGGUGACAGAAGGGGGAAGCAGAGAUUUGAGGGGCCGAAUACCUGGCCUUUAACAAUAUACUGUACUGCAGUGUGGGUAAACGGUGACGUUUAUCCCACUGGCGGUUUGUGGAGACCACAGUUCAACUAACAAGGGCACCUUCCUACAAUCCCAUGGGGUCAGAAGCAAGACACACGAUGCUGGAGGAACUCAGCAGGUCAGGCAGCAUCUAUGGAGGGGAAUAAACAGUUGACGUUUCAGGUCCAGACCUGUAGUCUGGACUGAGCGAUAGAGGGGAUGUAGCCAGUGUAGACAGGUAACCUUAGCAUCGAUACAGAGAAGGCGAGUAACACAUAGAUUAAGACUGCGCCACACUGCCCCUCACCGGUCUGUACAAGAGCUGGCAAGCGACAGGUAGAUUAAGACUACGCCAUGCUGCCCCUCACCUCUCUGUACUGGCUGUCUCCCCAUUUUCCAGAUGAAGGGCGGCCACACUUGCCCCAGCAUGUUUCAGACUGUGUUGGACAUUGAUGCAAGUGGCGCAUUUCACUGUAUGUUUCCGUGUACAUGUGAUAAUUAAAGCUAAUGUUUAUCUUUAAGGGUCUUGACCCAAGCUGUCACUUGUCUAUCUUCCCCCCUCCCCGCCCCCAGCAGAUCAUAAACACAAGAUUCUGCAGAUGCUGGAAAUCCGGAGAAACACACACAAAAUGCAGGAAGAACUCAGCCAGUCAGGUAGCAUCUAUGGAGGGGAAUAAACAGUUGAUGUUUCAGGCCGAGGUUUUGAUGAAAGGUCUCUGCCCCAGAUGUCGACUCUUUAUUCCUCUCCCUUGAUGCUUCCGGACGGGCUGCUGAGUUCCUGCAGUAUUUUUUUUCUGUUGCUCCAGAUCUCACCAUCAGAGGUCUCUGGUGUCCCCAUGGUGUUCCCCUGCCUCACCUUCCUCUCGGACAACUGCCCUGAGUGAAGCCCACCCCUCCAUCCUGAGGUGGGAGACUGCUUGCCUGUGCCCAGUAUUUGGGGUGGGAUGCUGAGGGAGGAUAAGAGGGAGAGCACUGAGCAAACAAGCAAGGAGGGCGGUUCAUCUCCAAGCACUGUGUCCCCUCGCUCUUCUCCUUGCGGCCCAGCUGUUCUCCUGUGUCUGCAUCGAUUGAGGGAGGUGAUGGGGAACUGCGGUUUAUCUGGGGUUGGACCAAUGCACCACCAUUUUCUCUAGAGAUUAAUUUUGACGAAUAGAUGCCAAUCAUGUGACCAAAUAACGCACGGUUUCCCUGAGCAGAUCGCCCAGGGAGUGCCAGAAUGAUUCUGGAUACAAGACGGACAGAUUCCUGCGCCUUUCCUCAUUCAUUCACAGCACCCGUCUGUUUCCUUGCUGCUGACUUUUAAUAAAGUGUUUCGUUCUUUUGGC
Messenger RNA from Mobula hypostoma (lesser devil ray), 3277 nucleotides. It is a transcript of the gene dbnlb, whose product is annotated as drebrin-like b. The coding region runs from base 59 to 1519 and encodes 486 amino acids. Gene Ontology annotation, molecular function: actin filament binding. Gene Ontology annotation, biological process: positive regulation of axon extension; regulation of actin filament polymerization; postsynaptic actin cytoskeleton organization. NCBI's taxonomy places the organism in Eukaryota, Metazoa, Chordata, Chondrichthyes, Myliobatiformes, Myliobatidae. The transcript has 15 exons. Gene Ontology annotation, cellular component: postsynaptic density; actin filament; cortical actin cytoskeleton. The record is from RefSeq and is a predicted model, not a curated record.